Acanthamoeba castellanii str. Neff is the source of this 10641-nucleotide messenger RNA. RefSeq names its product AMP-dependent synthetase and ligase. NCBI's taxonomy places the organism in Eukaryota, Discosea, Longamoebia, Acanthamoebidae. The transcript is spliced from 9 exons. The coding region runs from base 1 to 10641 and encodes 3546 amino acids. Gene Ontology annotation, biological process: fatty acid biosynthetic process. The record is from RefSeq and is a predicted model, not a curated record. Gene Ontology annotation, molecular function: oxidoreductase activity; 3-oxoacyl-[acyl-carrier-protein] synthase activity; phosphopantetheine binding.
AUGGCCACUACCAUCCCUACCAUCUGUGGCAAGACUGUCCAGGGCAAUCCACGCACUCUCGUGGACCUCCUCCAACGACACGCCGCGGCUACCACUACCUCGCCUGCCGAUGCGGCCAACACGACCGCAUCGGCCAUUUCUUCGGGCUUCUCAUGGAUCGAUGACAGCGGAAAUGUGGCCCGCAAGCUCACCUACGCCGACCUCGAGCGGGAAGCCCGCGUGGUGGCUCAGGGCCUCCAGGCCAACAAGGCCCAUGGCCAGCGCGUUCUUCUCAUCUUCGAGCCCGGUCUCGAUUUUGUCGUGGGCUUCUUCGGCUGCGUCUACGCCGGCGCCAUCGCCGUACCGGUCUACCCGCCCCUCAAGGACGAGGACUUCUUCAAGCUCGACGGGCUGGUCAUUGACAGCGAGGCACGGUUCAUGCUCACCACGUCCGUCGUACACAAGGGCCUCCAGCGCAAGCUGCUCAACCCGCUCGCGCGGGGCGGGUACGCGCUCAAGAAGCUCCUGCCCAUCGCCAUCGACCUCCUCGACCGCACCGCCUCCUCGUGGACCCCUCCCGACAUCUCCCCCGCCUCUCCCGCCUACCUUCAGUACACGUCGGGCUCCACGGCGUUCCCCAAGGGGGUGGUGGUGACGCACGAGAAUGCCGUCUACAACGCGGUGGCCAUCAGUCACCUGCUCGACACGCAGGCCCCGCAGCAGCUCGGUCUGUGCUGGCUGCCCCUCUACCACGACAUGGGCCUCGUGGGCAACGUGCUCUCGGUGCUCUACUCGCGCAUGCCCAUGAUGCUCAUGGCCCCCUCCACCUUCCUCAAGCGGCCCGACAUGUUCCUCCACCUCGUCGCCCAGCACCGCGUCACCCACGUCGCCGCGCCCAACUUUGCCUACGAACUCUGCGCCCGCAAGCUCUCCGACGCCGUCGCCCGCCAGCUCGACCUCUCCCACCUUCGCGUGGCGUUGAACGGAGCCGAGCAGGUCCAGGCGUCGACGCUGCGCCGUUUCUGCGACAAGUUCGGACCCAGCGGGUUCACCAUGGACAAGUUCUACGCCUGCUACGGCCUGGCCGAGGCCACCCUCAUCCUGACCGGCGGACAGCAGGGCGUCCCGCCCACCUUCCUCGCCUCGCCGGCGUCGUCGGCCGGGGCCAAGGAGGAGCGCGUCCGACCCGGCGACGUGCUCGUGGCGUGCGGCACCAGCCUCCCCGAGGGCGAGAUCCGCAUUGUCGAUCCUGUCUCCCGCACCGCCUGCCCGCCCCUCUCCGUCGGCGAGAUCUGGGCGCGCGGCCCCGGCAUCUCUCCCGGCUACUACGGCCAGCCCGACAGAACGCAGGAGGUGUUCGCGGCCACCGUGGAAGGCGACGCGUCGUCGGCGUGCUACAUGCGCACGGGCGACCUGGGCUUCGUGAACGAGAAGGGCGAGCUGUUCGUGACGGGCCGCCUGAAGGACCUGAUCAUCGUGCGGGGCCGCAACGUGUACCCGCUCGACAUCGAGUGGACCAUCCACAGCGCCAGCGACCUCGUGCGCCCGGGCUGCUGCGCCGUGUUUUCGGUGCAGCUCGAGGGCCACGACGAGGAGAAGGUGGUGGCCGUGGCCGAGCUGCGUCAGCCCGUGGCCGACGCCAAGGCGCGCGACGACCUCGUGCUGAGCAUCAAGACGGCGGUGGCGCGCGCGUUUGACGGCCUGGAGCUGCACGACGUGGUGCUGGUCAAGGAGCAUACGGUGCCCAAGACGUCGUCGGGCAAGCUCAUGCGCUUCGCCUGCCGCUACAGCUACCUGCAGGCCUCGCUCGCCCGCCUGGACUCCAACACCAACAGCGGCGCCGGCGGUCGCAACCUGGUGGGGGGCGUGGUGGACAAGCUCGUGCAGGCCUUCAAGCCGCGCAAGGAGGCCCUCCAGCGCUACAUCGUGAACAAGGUGGCCGAGGCCGUCGACCUCGACGCCGCCAACAUCGACCCGGCGUGCGACGUGCGGUCCUACGGCAUGGACUCGCUCCGGCAGAUGCAGCUCCUGCGCGAGCUCGAGGACCGCCUGGGCUGCGCGCUGCCCACGAGCCUGUGCGACGAGUACAACUCGAUCGAGCAGAUCGUCGACCUGCUCCUCUCCGACGCCUACACCAAGAUCUCCCCGCGCCUCACCAAGUUCAUCGACGAGGAGCUCGCCGCCUUCAAGCCCGAGAAGCGCCGCCAGCGCCGCAAGGGCGGCUUCGAGCUCAAGUCUGCUCUGCAGAGCAACGGCACUAGUGCCAGCAGUGACAGCAUCGCCGAGGCCCAGGCCAAGGAGGAGGAGGACGACGAGGCCCUGCCCGAGGUGGACGUGGCCGCGCUCGCGCAGCCGGUGGUGCCCACGCUGGAGGACUACCCGGGCGCGCCGAUCGCGAUCGUGGGCAUGGCGUGCCGGGUGCCCAAGGCGCGCAACGUGGGCGAGUUCUGGUCCAACCUGGACUCGGGCGUCGAUGCCAUCUCGCAGAUCCCGGCCGACCGGUGGAACGCGGAGGCCUUCUAUGACCCGGACAUGGACAAGCCGGGCAAGAUGCCCACCACGCAGGGCGGCUUCCUGGACGACGUGGACAAGUUCGACGCGUCGUUCUUCCACAUCGGCGCGCGCGAGGCCGAGGUCAUGGACCCGCAGCAGCGCAUGGUGCUCGAGGUGGUGUACGAGGCGCUCGAGGACGCCGGCAUGAGCCUGGACAAAGUGCGCGGCUCGCGCACGGGCGUGUUCACGGGCGUGUGCUUCUCCGACUACCACAAGGUGCAGGUGGCCGACCCGGACAAGAUCCGGCCCUACGUGCAGACCGGCUGCGCGUCGAGCAUCGUGCCCAACCGCGUGUCCUACUUCUACGACCUCAAGGGACCCUCGUUCACCGUCGACACGGCCUGCUCGUCCUCGCUGGUCGCGCUCCACCUGGCCUGCGAGAGCAUCCAGCGCGGCGAGUGCGACCGCGCCAUCGUGGCCGGCACCAGCACCAACCUGCUCCCGGAGAUGUUCAUCGCCUUUGCCAAGCUCCACAUGCUCUCGCCCAACGGCCGCUGCAAGGCCUUUGACGCCUCGGGCGACGGCUACGUGCGCAGCGAGGGCAUCUGCGUGCUCGUCAUCGAACCGCUCGCCACCGCCGCCCGCGAACGCGACUCCGUGCGCGCCCUCGUGCGCGCCACCGGCACCAACCAGGACGGCCGCACCGCCGGCCUCACCUUCCCCGGCCGCGACGCGCAGGCCGCGCUGCUCCGCGAGGUCUACUCGCGCGCCCGGCUCACCCCGUUCGACGUCCAGUUCAUCGAGGCCCACGGCACCGGCACCCGCGCCGGCGAUCCCGUCGAGGCCGGCGCCAUCGGCUCCGUGCUGGGCGAGGUGCGCCCCGGCGACAACCCGCUCCUAAUCGGCUCCGUCAAGUCCAACAUCGGCCACCUCGAGGGCGCCUCGGGCCUCGCCGGCGUCAUCAAGGCCGUCCUGGCCAUGGAGCACGGCGUCAUCCCGGCCAACCUCCACUUCCAGACCCCCAACCCGGACAUCGACUUUGACGGCAUGCGCCUCAAGGUCACCGGCACCAAGACCCCGUGGCCCGCCUGCUCCGUCCGCCGCGCCGGCGUCAACUCGUUCGGCUUCGGCGGCAGCAACGCCCACGCCGUCAUCGAGCAGGCGCCCCUCGUGCCCGCCCUCGCCCUCCCCGCCCACCACCGCCGCAACGAGCGCACCCCGCAGGCCUUCCCCGUCGUCCUCUCGGCCCACACCAAGCAGGCUCUCGCCGACCUCCAGCAGGCCUACGCCGCCCGCCUCGCCGACACCGCCGACGGCCUCGGCCUCGCCGACGACGCCGAGCACCUGAUGGACCUGGCCUACACGCUGGCCUGCCGGCGCACGCACCACGGCUACCGCCUGUCGACGGUGGUGUCGUCGGCGGCGGAGCUGGCGGCGGAGCUGCCCAAGGCCAAGAUCGCGAAGAUGCCCGAGGCCGACAAGGCCAAGCAGGUGCUGUUCGUGUUCACGGGCCAGGGCGCGCAGUGGUACGCCAUGGGCCGCCAGCUGCUGCGCGACGAGCCGGUGUUCCGCGACUGCAUGCGCGAGUGCGACCGCAUCGUGCGGCGCCUGGUGGGCUGGUCCGUGCUCGAGGUGCUCGCGCAGGAUGAGGCCACGACCAUCGUCAACCGGCCGGACAUCGCGCAGCCGUGCACCACCUCGCUCCAGGUCUCGCUGGUGCGCCUGUGGCGCCACUGGGGCGUGGAGCCCUCGAUCGUGGUGGGACACUCGAGCGGUGAGAUCGCCACCGCGUACGCCGCCGGCGCGCUGUCGCUCGAGGCCACCAUCCGCACGGCCGUGUACCGCGGCGAGGCCAUGAAGGUCAACGAGAGCGGCCGCGGCAAGAUGGCCGCCGUGGGCAUGACCGAGCAGGAGGCCGCCGAGUUCCUGGCCCCCUACCGCGGCAAGGUCGGCAUCGCCGCCGUCAACUCGCCCACCAACUGCACCAUCUCCGGCGACGCCGCCGAGAUGGAGGCCAUCGGCGAGGUGCUCAAGGAGCGCGGCGUCUUCUGCCAGUUCCUCCGCAUCGACUGCGCCUACCACUCGCACCACAUGCUCCCCGUCGGCGCCCGCCUCACCGAGCUCCUCACGGGUCUCGAGACCCAGGGCGGCGAGCAGACCCGCGUGCCCAUGAUCUCCACCGUGCUCGGCGCGCCCUGCAAGGCCUCCGACCUCGGCGCCGACUACUGGGUGCGCAACCUGGUCUCCAUGGUCCGCUUCUGGCCCGCCAUCGAGGCCGCCUUCCGCACCACGCGCAUCGACGUCGUCGUCGAGAUCGGCCCGCACCCGGCCCUCCAGGGUCCGCUGCGCCAGUGCCUGCUGGCCCUCUCCGCCCAGCCGCCCGCCGUGCUGCCCUCCAUCAUCCGCAAGGAGGACGAGCAGCGCCGCAUGGUCCUCUCCCUCUGCGCCCUCCACGACGCCGGCGUCGACGUCGCCUGGGACCGCGUGUUCCGCGACAAGCUGCUCGUCGGCUACCGCGAGCCCCGCCUCGUGCGCGGCCUGCCCUCGUUCCCGUGGCAACGCAAGUCCUACUGGCACGAGUCCGACAUCUCGCGCCAGUCCCGCUUCCGCGAGCUGGGCCACGAGCUCCUGGGCCACCGCCUCCACCAGGCCCACGGCGCCGCCCUCUGGCAGAACGAGCUCAAGGUGCCCCACCUGCCCUACCUCAAGGACCACGUCGUCCAGGGCUCCAUCGUCUUCCCCGGCGCCGGCUACAUCGCCAUGGCCGCCGCCAUCCCCACCGACGAGACCAAGAGCGCCGGCGGCGACGCCGUCAACACGCCCGUUGCGAUCGAGGAGAUCGUGUUCAAGAAGGCCCUCAUCUUCGAGACCGACCAGACCGCGAUCAAGACCCAGCUCACGCUGGCCGACAAGGAGGAGGAGGGCCGCCGCGACUUUACCGUCUUCUCGGCCGACGGCAGCGGCUGGCAGGAGCACUGCAGCGGCAAGCACCGCAGGCUCGCCCCCGCCGCCCCGGCCGCCGCCGAUCAGAUCGAGGCCAACAAGGCCCUCAUGCAGGCCGUCAAGGAGCGCUGCCCGCACUUUGUCUCCAAGGACGAGUGCUACAAGGUCUUCAACGACGCCGGCCUCGAAUACGGCCCCGACUUCCAGGGCAUCGAGGAGCUGCACCGCGGCGACGGUGAGGCGUGGGCGGUGGUGAGCUCCGUGGCGUGCGCGCUGCCGCCGGCGGGAAGUUCCUACGCGAUCCACCCGACGGUGCUGGACGCGUGCUUCCAGGUGCUGAUCGGGGCCGUGGGCGGCUCGCUCUCGGAGAGCUACCUGCCGGUGCGGAUCGGCAAGAUCGAGGUGCACUCGCCGUGCCGCGCGGCCAAGUACUUUGUGCACGCCACGGCCAAGAAGCCCGCCCAGGGCAGCUUCGUGGGCGACAUCCGCCUGCUGGGCCUGGCCGACGGCGAGGACAAGGUGAGCGUCGAGGGCCUCCUGUGCGCCUCCAUCGGCAAGAAGGGCGGCGCCAAGGGCGGCGACGAGCAGGGCUCGUGGGAGUGGAACGAGAGCCUCUACGAGUUCGUGUGGAGGCCCGACCUGGCCCUGCUCGUCCACGGCGCCGACGGCCUCGUCGCGCAGGCCGUGCCACCGACCGACGCCGCGUGGGACGACGAGCCCGAGCGCGUGGCGCUCGCCUACCUGCGCCGCGUCGCUGCCUCGUUCGAGGCGAGCCCCGAGAAGCGCGAGCGCAUCGUGCCCCUCUACCGCCCGCUCUACGACUGGCUCGAGGCCACCGUGCGCGCCACGGCCGAGCAGGCCGCCGCCGAGAACGUGCCCGUGGAGGCCUUCUUCAACGCCGAGGAGGAGCAGGCGCUCAAGGACGAGAGCCUCGUGGUGCACCGCAUCGGGUACCACCUGGAGGAGAUCCUGCUGGGCACCACGGACCCGCUCUCGCUGCUGUUCAAGGACGACACGGUGUACCGCGUGUACGAGAAGGGUCCCACCUUCUACCAGGCCAACCAGAUCCUCGGGCAGGCGCUCGACCUGCUGGCCCACAAGCACGGCCAGCUGCGCGUGCUCGAGAUCGGCGCCGGCACGGGCGGCACCACGACGCACGCGCUGCCGGUGCUGGGCAAGCGCUUCGUGUCGUACACCUUCACCGACAUCUCGCCCUCCUUCUUCGAGAAGGCCAAGGCCAAGUUCGCCCCGUGGGGCGGCCGCAUGAAGUUCCAGGUGCUCGACAUCGAGAAGGACCUCGACGCCCAGGGCUUCACGCCCGAGUCCUACGACCUCAUCGUCGCCACCGACGUGCUGCACGCCACCGUCGACAUCGUCCAGACCCUCACCAGCGUGCGCCGGCUGCUGGCCCCCGGCGGCCAGCUGCUCAUGAACGAGUUCGUCAACACGCCCAUGUGGAUCCAGACCGUGUUCGGCACCCUCUCCGGCUGGUGGCGCUUCCAGGACCCCGAGCGCCGCAGCGUCGGCCCCACCCUCUCCGAGCAGGCCUGGCGCCAGGCCUUUGUCGACAGCGGCUGGGCCGCCAUCCACCCGCUGCACGACCGCCGCCCGCGCCCCAUCCACGCCACCUUCCUCGUCACCGCGCCCCUCUCCGCCCCCGCCGAGCCCGCCACCACCCCCGUCGUCUACGUGCUCGCCGACGCCGGCGAGGAGCAGGAGGCCGUCGUCGCCGAGCUCGCGAGCCUGUGCGCUGCGGCGCCGCGCGAGCUGGUGCGCGUGGCCGCGGCCGGCGAGGCGGCGGCGCACGGUACGCUGGUGUACCUGCCCUCGCUGUCGAGCGCGUCCGUGUUCGAGGGCGUGUCCGACGGCGAGUUCGAGCGCAUGAAGGCGGCGGUGAGCGGCCACUGCGGCGAGGUCUACUGGGUAACGCGCGGCGGCAACAUGGACUGCCCGCUGCCCCACAACGCGCCCCUUGUCGGCUUCUCGCGCGUGAUGAAGAACGAGCGCCCGGGCAUCAAGAGCUGCGUCGUCGACGUCGACCCGCACUUCACGCCCGCGCAGGUGGCGGCCAGCGUCUUCGAGGCGCUCGCGUCGCCGCACGUGCGCGACGAGGAGGAGCUCGUCGUGCGUCAAGGCGCCGCCGCCUCCGAGCGGCCGGUGGUGUACGUGCCGCGCGUGGCGGCCAAGAAGGUGUCGGCCGAUCUGCAGCGCACCGAGGAGAAGCGCUACGGCGACUGCGCGGGCCUGCGGCUCGAGGUGGGCACGGCGGGCCUGCUCAACACGCUGCAGUGGCGCGAGUCGCAGCGGCGCGCGCCCGGCCCGGGCGAGGUCGAGGUGCAGGUGCAGGCCACGGGCCUCAACUUCAAGGACGUGAUGCUGGCCAUGGGCAUGCUCUCCGACGAGGCCGUCGAGGGCGGCUUCUGCGGGCGCAACCUGGGCAUCGAGUGCUCCGGCGUCGUCGCGGCCGUGGGCGAGGGCGUCGCCGACCUGGCCGUCGGGCAGCGCGUGGUGUGCGUGGCGCGCUACUGCUUCUCGACCUACGUCACCACCCUGGCGCCGCUGGUGCAGCCCAUCCCCGAGUGGAUGAGCUUCGAGGAGGCCGCCACGAUCCCGGCCACCUUCCUCACGGCCCUCUACGCGCUCAAGCACCUGGGCCACAUCCAGCCGGGCGAGUCGGUGCUGAUCCACGCCGCGGCCGGCGGCGUGGGCCAGGCGGCCAUUCAGCUGGCGCACCUGUUCGGCGCCGAGGUCUACGCGACGGUGGGCAGCCGCGAGAAGCGGGAGUUCAUCGAGCGCGAGCUGGGCGUGCGGCCCGACCGCAUCAUGAACUCGCGCAGCCUCGACUUUGUGCAGGAGCUCGCCAAGAAGACCGACGGCCGCGGCGUCGACCUCGUGCUCAACUCGCUCUCGGGCGAGGCCCUGAAGAAGAGCGUGGGCGUGCUGGCCCCGUUCGGCCGCUUCCUGGAGAUCGGCAAGCGCGACAUCUACGGCAACUCCAAGCUCGACCUGCUCCCCUUCGGCCAGAACCUCUCCUUCUUCGCCAUCGACCUCGACCGCCUCAACGGCUCCCACCCGCACACGUCGGGCCGCAUCUUCCGCGAGCUCAUGGCCCUCUUCCACGAGCGCAAGCUCCGACCGCUCCCGCGCAAGGUCUACUCGUUCGGCCGCGUCGAGGAGGCCUUCCGCUACAUGCAGCAGGGCAAGCACAUCGGCAAGGUCAUCCUCUCCCUCCGCCCCGACGAGCCCGUCCGCACCCUCCUCCCCGCCUUUGCCUUUGACCCGGCCCCCGUCUACCUCCUCGUCGGCGGCCUCGGCGGCUUCGGCUCGGCCGUGGCCCGCUGGAUGGCCCAGCACGGCGCCACCAACCUCGCCUUCCUCUCCCGCUCCGGCGCCGCCGCCCCGGCCGCCGCCCAGGCCGUCGAGGAGCUCACCGCGCUCGGCGCCCACGUCCUGGUCGAGAAGGCCGACGUCGUCGACCGCGACCAGCUCCAGGCCGCCCUCGGCCGCAUCCGCGCCCACUUCCCCGCCGCCCCCGGCUUUGGCGGCGUCAUGCAGGCCGCCAUGGUCCUCGACGAUUGCCUGCUGGACGACAUGACGCCGGACCGGUUCCGUCGCGUGGUGGCGCCCAAGGUGCGCGGCACACACAACCUGGUGGAGCUGCUGGGCGCCGAGCCGCUGCGCUUCUUCGUGCUCUUCUCGUCGGUGUCGGCCGUGGUGGGUAACCUGGCCCAGUCCAACUACGCCGCCGCCAACGCCUACCUCGACGCCCUGGCCCACCAGGCGCGCGCCCGCUCCCCGUCGCUCCCGCUCGUGUCCAUCAACUGGGGCGCCAUCGGCGACGUGGGCUACGUGGCCGAGCGCAAGGACCUCGAGGAGUCGAUGAAGAAGCGCGGCAUCUACCCGCUUCCCAUCGACCACGCCCUCCACGUCCUGCAGUGGGCCAUUACCGACCUGCCCGCGCAGGUCGUCGCUUCGCCCAUCGUGUGGCGGGUGGCCGCCAACACGCUCCCGUCCCUCACCUCGGCCCGCUUCCGCGCGCUCCUGGUCGACGACCGAGGCGAGGCCACCGAAGGCGGUGCCGGCGGCGGCAGCUCGGUGUCAGUCUUCCAGCAGCUUUCGGCCGCGCCCGCCGAGGAGCGCAUCGAGAUCCUGCGCCAGAGCCUGCGGGCCAAGCUGAGCUCCAUGCUCGGCAUCUCGGCCGAGGACAUCGAGAUGAGCAACAAGCUCACCGACCUGGGCGUCGACUCGCUCAUGGCCGUCGAGCUCAAGAACUGGAUCGACAAGGAGAUGAAGAUCUCCCUCUCCGUGCUCGACCUCACCGGCGGCAAGAGCAUCGACGAGCUCGUCGUCAAGAUCCUCUCCCUCUCCUCUCUCGCCCCCUCCUCGUCGUCGUCGUCAUCGUCCGACGCGACCGCUGUCUCGGCAUCGGCGUCGUCGGCGGCGGCGUCGGGUCCCGUGGCGGUGUUCGAGUGCUACCGGAAGGUGGAGAAGCCCAAGGCGCGCCUGGUGUGCUUCCCGUACCUGGGCGGCGAGCCCUCCGUGUUCCGCAGCUGGACCGCGUUCGUGCCGGCCGACGUGGAGCUCUACGCCUACGUGCCCCAGCGCUCGUCCGCCUGGGAGGACCUCCUCCCGCUCAUCCUCGACCAGCUCGCCCUCCUCGACCAGGCUGCCCCCGCUCCGCUGGUGUUCUACGGUCAUUCGAUGGGCGGCCUGAUCGCGUACGAGGCGGCGUCCCACUUCCGCGCGUCGUCGCAGCUCGUGGUGGCGGCGAUCGCCUCGCCCGACGAGCCCAGCUUCUUCGCCACGGAGUGGGAGGGUUGGUCCGACGCCGUGCUGGCCGCGGCCCCCGUGGAGGACUUCAUGCGCGUGGCCAUGCAGCAGGGCCUCAUCGUCAACACCACCCUCGACCCCGAGGUGAUCCGUUCGUCGAUCCUGCUCGGCAAGCGGUACCUGCCGUGGCGAAAGGCGUCGGGCCUGUACGGCGAGGGCCAGAGGAAGCAGAUGCAGAGCAAGCUGCUGGCGGUGGACGGCGAGAAGGACCUGAUCUUCAAGGACAAGACCCACCUCCUCUCCUGGGAGCACUACACCACGGCCGCCUUCGAGUUCCUCUCCAUCGCCGAGGGCAGCCACCUCUUCCUCAACGAAGAGGCUGCCAUGGUCAACUUCGUGCCCGCCCUCUCGGCCGUCCUCGCCUCCGCUGCCGCUUCCUCCUCCUCCUCAUCGUGA